Messenger RNA from Chlorella variabilis, 1425 nucleotides. RefSeq lists its product as hypothetical. The record is from RefSeq and is a predicted model, not a curated record. Bases 1 to 1425 code for a protein of 474 amino acids. The transcript has 9 exons. Gene Ontology annotation, biological process: transmembrane transport; carbohydrate transport. Gene Ontology annotation, cellular component: membrane. NCBI's taxonomy places the organism in Eukaryota, Viridiplantae, Chlorophyta, Trebouxiophyceae, Chlorellales, Chlorellaceae. Gene Ontology annotation, molecular function: carbohydrate:proton symporter activity.
AUGCUGGGUUGGCCUCCCUCGCUCUACCUGUCUGCAGCCAGCUCCCUACUGGGCUCGGUGCUCUUUGGCUACCACCUGGGAGUGCUCAACACCUGCCAGUCGCAUGUGGAGGCCGAUCUGAACACCUCCCACGAGGGAGGGGGCGCCGCCAUGGUGGCCGGCCUGCUGGUGGGCGCCACCCUGGGCUCCCUCCUGUCGGGCCGCCUGGCCGACCGCUUCGGGCCGCGGACCGCCAGCGCGAUGAACACGGCGGCCCUGCUGGCCGGCGCCGCGCUCAGCCUGGGCGCGCGCCAGCUGCCGGCCAUGCUGCUGGGCCGCGCCGUGGCGGGGUUGGGCUCCGGCGCCGCCUCGGUGCUGGUGCCGCGAUACCUGGCGGAGAUUGCGCCGGUCUUUGUCAACGUGGGCAUCCUUUCCUCCUACAUUAUCGGCCUGCCGUACGAAGGCGGCACAGACAGCGUCAGCCUGAUGGGGCACGAUGUGGCCUGGUGGCGCAUCAUGUUUGCGGCGGCGCUGGGCCCGGCCCUGCUGCAGGGCGUGGCGCUGCUGGCCUGCCCCGAGUCGCCCGUCUGGCUGCUGCGCGUGGGCCAGCCGGCUCGCGCGGCCAAGGCGCUGCGCCGCCUGCACGGCCGCCGCUUCAGGCCCCAGGACUACCCCAAGCUGCAGCAGGCGGCAGAGGCGGCGGCCGGCUCGCCGCUGGCCGCGGCGGGGGAGGCGCCGCUGCUGGCGGCAGAGCAGGGGGGCGGCGAGGAGGGGCGGGCCCACGAGCACCCGCUCCCGGGCUGGUCGGCGCUGUGGCACCCGCGCUACCGCCGCGUCAUGACCCUGGCCGCCGCGCUGCCACUGCUGCAGCAGCUGUCUGGCAUCAACAGCAUCGUCUUCUUUUCCACAGAGGUGUUUGAGCAGGCGGGGCUCAGCUCGCCCAUCCUGGGCAGCAUCGCAGUGGGGGCCACCAACCUGACCUUCACCAUUGUGGCUGCCUUUCUGAUGGACCGAGCAGGACGCAGGCCCCUCAUCAUCUGCUCCUUUGCCGGCAUGGGCGCCUGCCUGGCCACGCUCUCCGCCUUCAUGCUGCUGCCAACCCCCAAGGCCCUGGAGGGCGCCGCCUCUCUGGCAUGCAUCCUGGCCUACAUGGUGUUCUUUGCCAUCGGCGCGGGCCCGCUGCCCUUCCUCGUCCUCCCCGAGAUCCUGCCCCAGGAGAUCAUGGGCACGGCGCAGGCCUUCUGCACCAGCCUCAACUGGAGCUCCAACAUCCUCAUCGGCGCCACCUUCCCCCUCAUGCUGUCCACGCUGGGUAUCGCGGGCUCCUACCUCGUGUACGCCGCCCUCUGCGCCUUCUCCGCCGCCUUCAUGGCCCGCCGCAUGGUGGAGACCAACCAGCUUCCCGUGGAGCACAUCCGCGCCCUGCUCAUGGGCACAGACCACUAG